Molecule: messenger RNA, 570 nt
Organism: Gongylonema pulchrum
Lineage: Eukaryota; Metazoa; Nematoda; Chromadorea; Rhabditida; Gongylonematidae
Source: the annotation of a GenBank genome assembly
GAAAAGGGCGCCGGCUGGGAUGAAGAUGUUCCAUUACAGAGCCGCAUGGAGCCCGGUCUUUUUUCCAGUGAAUGCUCCCUGAUUGAUAAAAAGUGCAAAUUUAAAAGAAAUCGGAAGAGGACUAUGAAAUUUGCACUCGCUUUUACGUUGGCAAUUGAGUAUUUCUCAUACUGCCUACAGUAUAAAAAAUAUUCAAUUGCCAAAAUAACCUCCAAACCUCCAAACUGGAUUAAGGCCGGAUGUGGAAGUAUGGGGUCGUCAGAUGGCAAAGACUUAGCUUAUGAGAUAGCCGCUGUUUUGGAGCUGCUUGAUGCUUACGCUUCAAUGCGGAAAGCCAAAGCUGAUCAGGGCAAGCCGACUGAAGAAGCGUGCGGGGUGUAUGAUCUUGGCGCCCUACUUGGCAUGGAUGAUGACGCACUGGCGUCGUGUUUGAGACGCAUUGAUGGACAUCGAUGGACCAAGAAAUUUGAGGAGGUCGCUGUCCCAACAUUUGCCGAAUUCAUGGCGCAUUUUGAUCUUGGUCACCGAGCACUGGCAACAUCCAGUCGGACAUCGCUGAAAAAUAAGUAA